GAACAGCACUAGUCAGACCUCCCUUCCAUGAUGAUCAUGCUGUCAGUUGCACCUCUCUUCUGGUACUUUUGAUCGCUUCGUUGACCCUACGUACAUCAAACUUCAACGAAGGUCUGAGUUAUGUUUUGGACACUUGGUUGCCUCUACGGAGCCUCAUCCGUUAUGCUCGGUGCGUUCGGGGCUCACGGCUUGAAGAAACGCAUUGCCGAUCCCCAAAGAAUUGCAAACUGGUCUACAGCAGCUCAUUAUCAGUUGGUUCACAGCGGAGUUGUGCUCCUUGCAACAAGCGUUGCACCGAAGAACAAAAUUGCAGCAUCUCUCUUCGUUGCUGGAAUGACAAUGUUUAGUGGAAGCAUCUAUCUCCUGGUCCUUGAUCCGCAACGCUUCAAGGUUCUCGGUCCAGUAACGCCGUUGGGCGGGAUGUGCUUGAUUGCCGGAUGGGCAGCUCUAGCUUUUGGUAGCAAAGGCAGACUGAUUCGAUAGAGGCAUUGUUCUUAAAUCGCCUCUCGAUGUAUUAAUAGCUCAGGAUGGUUGAGCACGCACUCUCUCCACUUAUACAACAAAAUUUGAGAAAGCAUUGAAUCGUGGUAACUGAGGACGUCUGGGAUCAACUCCAUUCAUCGACGUGACAGAGGCUUCUACCCAGGGAUUCGACAUGAUCGUUGCCGUCAGAUACGGUUGAAGAGUCCCGAGCAGCUGAAUCUAACCUAUAGAACUGCUCCUCAGCAAUACUGGGCAUUUUCAACUGCUACAGUGGUGCAGGCUUUCUUCGACAAUAACCUUGUAUGAGUGAACAGCCUCCUGAGAAAGGCAUAUGCAGGUCUAUUCCGUCUCAUGGUCCACAGGCGAAGGGACAAUGGCCAUUGGUUCCGUAGCCGCUGUUCGAUCAAUGAUCAAGCUUGUACGGAUAUGUUGCGUGGCUUAAUGAGGACACAGCAAAAAUAGCAGGGCCUGCCUGCACAUCUAGCGGGGAUUCGUGUC
Messenger RNA from Exophiala oligosperma, 981 nucleotides. RefSeq lists its product as uncharacterized. Bases 121 to 483 code for a protein of 120 amino acids. The transcript is spliced from 2 exons. Lineage: Eukaryota; Fungi; Ascomycota; Eurotiomycetes; Chaetothyriales; Herpotrichiellaceae. The record is from RefSeq and is a predicted model, not a curated record.